Nerophis lumbriciformis (worm pipefish) is the source of this 1390-nucleotide messenger RNA. Its product is annotated as claudin-4-like. Gene Ontology annotation, cellular component: bicellular tight junction; membrane. Gene Ontology annotation, molecular function: structural molecule activity. NCBI's taxonomy places the organism in Eukaryota, Metazoa, Chordata, Actinopteri, Syngnathiformes, Syngnathidae. The record is from RefSeq and is a predicted model, not a curated record.
GGGAAAGUGCACAGACUCAUUUAGGUUAUAUUGGAGUAUUUUUAGGUGACAAAUUGUACUUCUUUCAUCCUUCUGUGUGCACUUUUUUGUCUGUACAACACUUUGGCCGACCGAGGUUGUUUUCAAAAGUGCGAUAUAAAUAAAUCUAGUGAGGUGAAGCGGCCUCUGAGAAACCAGAAUGAUGACAUAGCGAGCGUGGCGAUAUCAUCAGCCGAGAAAAAAAAAAACCACACACACUGAAGAGUGGCUCUAUUCGAAGACAGACGCACCCGAGGCGAGACCGCACCGCCGUUUGGAGCAUGAGGGCGAAGCUGGAAAUCCUGGCCAUGGUUUUGGGCUUCUUGGGCCUGUUCGGCCUGGUGGCGGCCACUGCCAUGCCCAUGUGGAGGGUGUCGGCCUUUAUCGGCGCCAACCUGAUCGUGAUGGAGGUGCUGUGGGAGGGCCUGUGGAUGAACUGCUACAACCAGGCCGACAUCAAGAUGCAGUGCAAGGUCUACGACUCGCUGCUCAUUCUGCCGCCCGAGCUGCAGGCUGCCCGCGGCCUCAUGGUGGUCGCCGGCGUGCUGGUGGUCGUGGCCUUGUUCGUGGCCGGCUUCACCAUGAAGAGGACCACGUGCUGCGAGGACCACCCGAGGGCCAAGAACGUCACCCUGGUCUUCGCCGCCAGCUUGUUCCUGCUGGCCUGCCUGCUUGCGCUCAUCCCCGUGUGCUGGGUGGCGCACACCGUCAUUCGGGACUUCUACAACCCCACGGUGAUGGACUCGCGCAAGCGGGAGCUGGGGGCGUCGCUCUUCAUCGGCUGGGCCACCUGCGGUCUCCUGCUGGCCGCCGGCGUGGUCUUCGUCCUCAGCUACCACAAGCGCAGGUCCAAGGAGUACCGGCCCUACGCGGGCCCCUACCUGGUGGGCGCCAGCAGCGUGCGCAGCGGGAGGGCGCCGUCCAGCUUCCACAAGGUUCAUGAAUACGUUUGACGUCUGCUUCCUGGUUCGUCUUUCUUCAUAUUCUUCUGCUGCGUUCAUCUCUGAAAUCCACCGACAUUGGACUUGGUUUCUGGAAUGAUGAUUGUGUGUAUUUAAGGAAAUCAUUUUAUCAUUCACUUUGUUGUGCGGUUUUUGCUGACUCAGGUAACAAACUACUAACAGCAAUGCAGUUCAACAAUAAUAACAACAACAAUAAAUACAUCUGUGCAUUCAUAUUAGAGUGAAGGCAGACUUUAAGAUAUGGAUCAAUACUCAUCUUGUGAGAGGCCAGCAAACUUAAGUCUUUAUGUAUAAAAUCAAUCAUUUUGAUCAGGGGUUCUUAACCUUUUUUGACUCCGGGGCCAAACUUUUUCGACUAAAGAAGGGCCCACUACACAGAAACACACACACAUAUAUAUAUAUAUAUAUAU